UUCUCCGGCACUUUUCCCGGGUCUCCUUCUGGAUGUAGACGGUGUCGGAGCCCACCGAGUCCAAAACCACCCAGCACCGCCGCGAAGAGUCUUAAUUCACCGGGUCCGAAGCACCAGGAAAGGGGAGGUGACUCUGAGCGCCCCUCCUUAAACGCUCUUUUUCUGGAUCCGGUUGGUUUUCCUCUCCAGGACCAGAGUCUGGUCUCCCUGAAAGCAGCCUCUGUUGAAGGAACUGGUUUAACCAUUUGGACGCAGAGCAGCCCGGAGCUCCUCCGCCUCCCUCCACCUCCCUCCCUGCCACACGGUCAGUCGGAGGUUCCUCCACCCUUAUCGCCCUGUUGGGAGAUGGACCAGCUGCUCUGAGGACGUUUCCACGCGGUUCGGAAUCGGUAGCAGGACGUGAUUUGGACCAAGACUCUCCUGUUGAAGUGUGAAGCCAGAGCAACAUGUUUACUUCCUUGUUUCCAUAGUGACCAGAGGGAGCAUGCUAAUCCACGCCUGAAUCUAAACUCAAAGAGUUUCCACCAGCCGCCUCGAGUGGGGGGGGAAGACACAGCAACGAAGUCCCUUCACCUGACGGCAGCGUCCGUACCCAGAGCCCCUCAGCAGAGACAAUCACAGGAACUCAGCUGCACAAGAAGGCGCCAACAUGGCCAAUAACACGGCCGACCACCCGCCGGGGAACUCAGUGGCUGAGGGCGGCCAUGACGGAGACUUUGGGAUCUCCAUGGAUGAACUGAAGGACCUCAUGGAGCUCAGGAGCGCAGAGGCCGUCAACAAGAUCCAAGACUGUUACGGAGAUGUGCAGACUGUCUGUCGCAGGCUCAAAACGUCACCGAUCGAAGGUUUGUCAGGAAAUCCGACUGAUUUGGAAAAACGUCACGCUGCGUUCGGGAAAAACUUCAUCCCUCCAAAAAAGGCUAAGACCUUCCUGCAGCUGGUGUGGGAGGCGCUUCAAGACGUAACACUAAUUAUCCUAGAAAUCGCCGCCAUCAUCUCACUGGGCCUGUCCUUCUACCAUCCACCAGGGGGCAACGCUGAAGCAUGUGGCCAGGCGGCCGGCGGCGUGGAGGACGAGGGAGAAGCCCAGGCUGGCUGGAUCGAAGGCGCCGCCAUCUUGUUCUCGGUGGUCAUCGUGGUCCUGGUGACGGCUUUCAACGACUGGUCCAAAGAAAAACAGUUCCGCGGGCUUCAGAGCCGCAUCGAACAAGAACAGAAGUUCACGGUCAUCCGCAAAGGUCAGGUGAUCCAGAUCCCUGUGGCCGAGAUCGUGGUGGGAGACAUCGCUCAGAUCAAAUACGGAGACCUGCUGCCAGCUGAUGGCAUCCUCAUCCAAGGCAACGACCUGAAGCUGGAUGAGAGCUCCCUGACCGGAGAGUCGGAUCAGGUCCGCAAAUCUCUGAACAAGGACCCCAUGUUGCUGUCUGGGACUCAUGUGAUGGAAGGUUCUGGUAGGAUGGUGGUGUCGGCCGUCGGACUCAACUCCCAAACCGGCAUCAUUUUCAGCCUGCUGGGCUCCAGCGAGCACGACGAUGAAAAGAAAGUCAAAAAAGGUAAAAAACAAGGACCCCCCGAAAAUCGCAACAAAGCCAAAACUCAGGACGGCAUCGCGCUGGAGAUCCAGCCGCUGAAGAGCGAGGAGGCCACCGAGUCGGAGGAGAAGGAGGAGGUCAAACAGGUGAAGAAGGUCAAUGUGACCAAGAAGGAGAAGUCCGUGCUGCAAGGAAAACUGACCAGACUGGCUGUCCAGAUCGGGAAGGCAGGUCUGUUCAUGUCGGCUCUCACCGUCAUCAUCCUCAUCCUCUACUUUGUGAUCUACACCUUUGGGAUCCAAGGCCUCAGCUGGUUACCGGAGUGCACGCCCAUUUACAUCCAGUAUUUCGUCAAGUUCUUCAUCAUCGGCGUGACGGUGCUGGUGGUGGCCGUCCCCGAAGGGUUGCCGCUCGCCGUCACCAUCUCCCUGGCUUACUCUGUCAAGAAAAUGAUGAAGGACAACAACCUGGUGCGCCACCUCGACGCCUGCGAGACCAUGGGCAACGCCACCGCUAUCUGCUCGGACAAGACUGGGACGCUGACCAUGAACCGCAUGACGGUGGUGCAGGCGUACAUCGGAGACACGCAUCACAAAACCGUCCCGGAACCGGACGUCAUUAACCCGGGAACGCUGGAUAUCCUGGUCAACAGCAUCUCCGUCAACUCUGCGUACACCACCAAGAUUCUGCCUCCGGAGAAGGAAGGAGGGCUGCCGCGCCAUGUUGGCAACAAGACGGAGUGCGCCUUGCUGGGCCUGGUUCUGGGCCUGAAGCGGGAGUACCAGCCAAUCAGAGACGAGAUCCCAGAGGAGAAAAUGUACAAGGUUUAUACAUUCAACUCGUCCCGCAAGUCCAUGAGCACGGUGCUGCAGAAUCCUGACGGAGGCUUCCGCAUGUACAGCAAAGGAGCCUCUGAAAUCAUCCUGAGGAAGUGCUCCCGGAUCCUGGAUGCCCAAGGUCAGCCCCGCGUCUUCAAGGUAAAGGACCGCGACGAGAUGGUGAGGAAGGUGAUCGAGCCCAUGGCGUGCGACGGGCUGAGGACCAUCUGCGUGGCUUACAGGGAUUUCCCCGCUGAAGCCGGAGAACCGAACUGGGACAACGAGAACGAAAUCCUGAACGACCUGACCUGCAUCACUGUGGUGGGCAUCGAGGACCCUGUCAGACCGGAGGUACCUGCGGCUAUCUCUAAGUGCCAGCGUGCAGGAAUCACCGUGCGUAUGGUGACAGGAGACAACAUCAACACUGCCCGCGCCAUCGCCACCAAGUGCGGCAUCCUUCUGCCAGGAGAGGACUUCAUUUGUCUGGAGGGCAAAGAGUUCAACCAGCAGAUCCGAAACGACAAAGGAGAGGUUGAACAAGAACGUCUGGACAAGGUUUGGCCCAAACUGCGAGUUCUGGCUCGGUCGUCGCCGACAGACAAACACACUCUGGUUAAAGGCAUCAUCGACAGCACGGUGGGAGAAACACGACAGGUGGUGGCGGUGACUGGAGACGGCACUAACGACGGCCCCGCCCUCAAGAAAGCUGAUGUUGGCUUCGCCAUGGGAAUCGCAGGCACUGACGUGGCUAAAGAGGCGUCUGACAUCAUCCUCACUGACGAUAACUUCACCAGCAUCGUCAAGGCCGUCAUGUGGGGGAGGAACGUCUAUGACAGCAUCUCCAAGUUCCUCCAGUUCCAGCUGACCGUCAACGUGGUGGCGGUGAUCGUGGCGUUCACCGGCGCCUGCAUCACCCAGGACUCGCCUCUAAAAGCCGUGCAGAUGCUCUGGGUCAACCUCAUCAUGGACACGCUGGCCUCCCUCGCCCUGGCCACCGAGCCGCCCACAGAGUCGCUGCUUCUACGCAAACCCUACGGCCGAGACAAGCCGCUCAUCUCCCGAACCAUGAUGAAGAACAUCCUGGGCCACGCCGUGUUCCAGCUCAUCAUCAUCUUCACUCUGCUGUUUGCAGGAGAAAACUUUUUCGACAUCGACUCUGGCCGUAACACUCCUCUGCACUCCCCGCCAUCGGAGCACUACACCAUCGUCUUCAACGUGUUUGUGAUGAUGCAGCUCUUCAACGAGAUCAACGCCAGGAAGAUCCACGGCGAGAGGAACGUCUUUGAGGGCGUCUACAGAAACCCCAUCUUCUGCAGCGUGGUCCUGGGCACCUUCGCGCUGCAGAUCAUCAUCGUUCAGUUUGGAGGGAAGCCGUUCUCCUGCUCUCCUCUGACCAUCGACCAGUGGCUGUGGUGUGUGUUCAUCGGGAUGGGCGAGCUGCUGUGGGGACAGCUGAUCUCAGCCAUCCCGACCCACCACCUGAAGUUCCUGAAGGAGGCGGGCCACGGCAUCACAAAAGAAGAGAUCCACAAGGAGGAGAUGACCGAGGACACGGAUGAGAUCGACCACGCCGAGAUGGAGCUAAGGAGAGGCCAGAUCCUCUGGUUCAGAGGUCUGAACAGGAUCCAGACUCAGAUGGAUGUGGUCUAUACCUUCCAGACGGGCCAGGCGCCGGUGCCCGGUGCCCUGCGCCGCCAGCCGUCCGUCGUCAGCCAACACAAUGAUAUUAAGGUGGUGAACGCGUUCCGUAGCUCCCUCUUUGAGAUGGAGAGUCCACAUUCCCGUAGCUCCAUCCAUAGUUUCAUGGCCCAUCCUGAGUUUGUGCCUCAGUCGGCGGAGGAGGCUCGGAUCAGCUUGAUCGAGGAGUCAGGAGAGGAGAUCGAGGAGAUCGAGCCCCUUCCCUGAUUCUCAGCUGCCGGCGAAGGAGAAGCACCCGGCAGCAAGUUCACCAUCUGAGCUCCUCCUCCUUUCCCUCCUCUUCAUCACCUUCAGUCACCCAGCAGCUGGAUUGUCACUCCGAGGAGGGGAGUCACCCCUCGGCUCAUCCUCUCAUCCCGCACAUCCACGCCCUGCACUGUUUUCCAUCCUGACUGUGAUGUUGUUCAGUUUUGCUCCUCCAUCACCUCCAUCCCAUCAGCUAAGGGUGGAGUCUCCUCAUCAGGAUCACCUGUUUAACCUUAAAACUCGCUCGUAGGAAUCUUCCUCCCUUUUCACCUCUGCAUGCUGUGGUGCAUUGUGGGAAGGCAGUUUGUUUGGGUUCCCAACACGCCGCUACACGGCAGCAUCCAGAGCAGGCCCGCUCUACUUCCCUCUGUUCCAGUUUAUCCAGUAAACGAUGCAUGUUUCAAUUAAUUGUCGUUGAGUCGCAUGAUGACCUGUGAGUUCAGCUGUUUGGAAAACCGUCUCUGUUCAGAGCUCCAUCAACUUCCUGUCUGUCCCCAUUAAGGAAACAUCAGGCUGUAGAGCACACAGGCCACGCCCCCCACGCUCCUCCAGUCGCUUCACUACCGUCUCCUUUAACAACACUAACACUUUUCCACCGCUCCUCUCCAACACUGCAUGAGCAGAACCGCGGUCUGAGCUGGACCGGGUCAAACAAAGCUAAAAACAUCAGAAUCGGACCUUAAACCUGAGCACCAGCGUCCCGCUCGUCGUUCUGCCCGGAACCCGGUUUUCCUGGUGAUGGCAGCGUGGACAGACACUAGCCUACUGCAGCUCUGAUCCGUUUUGUUUUGUUAGAGCAGGAAGUUCGCUCCUAUAAACAGGAAGUGGAGCCGUGAACAGAGUCCGGAGGAGGAGCCCGGCUGCAGGCGGCAAACCGCUCGCAGCUCCAGAUUGUCGUUUAAACCCGGCCGCGAGGCGUCGGUUCUGCGUCCGCAGCCCGGCGCUCCUCCAUCGUCUGCCGUCGUUUCCCUUCCUUUGUUCGUCUAAUUCCCGAUGAGCUGUCAGUGACAUCACACGGCCAGCGGCGGAGACGGCGUCAGCUCAUCGCCGUCACAACGCCGCUCCGCCCCACUGUGUCGGGCAGGCGUCAGUGUGGAGGUCACGCUGCGGUUUAUAGGAGACUGAUGAUGUCACCAGUCGGCCUGUAGAGUUGAAUCCACUGUGUCCCCCCCCUCCCCCCGGCGGCCAUCAGCCUCUCCUGACUGAAGCGGUUCGCUACUACUGCCAUAUUUUCCAUGACUCAGUUUAAUCUUCCCCCUCGAGCUUUUUCUAAGUACUCAGAGCCAUAUUUUAUAGGAUGUUGUUUUCAGUCAUUGCGGAACCCCCCACCCCACCCCCCAAAAUCACCCCCCCCCC
Cyprinodon tularosa is the source of this 5650-nucleotide messenger RNA. Its product is annotated as plasma membrane calcium-transporting ATPase 4-like. Gene Ontology annotation, biological process: calcium ion transmembrane transport; regulation of cytosolic calcium ion concentration. The transcript is spliced from 20 exons. Gene Ontology annotation, molecular function: ATP hydrolysis activity; P-type calcium transporter activity; ATP binding. The coding region runs from base 650 to 4255 and encodes 1201 amino acids. Gene Ontology annotation, cellular component: membrane; intracellular membrane-bounded organelle. Lineage: Eukaryota; Metazoa; Chordata; Actinopteri; Cyprinodontiformes; Cyprinodontidae. The record is from RefSeq and is a predicted model, not a curated record.